CAGCCAGCCACACAUACUCCAAGUCGUCGGUACCAGCGGGUUUUUGAGCCGAGUUUUCAGUUUCAGUUUUGUUCAAGUGCGGUUCCGUCUCACGGCCCCUUAAAAGUUAUAAAAAUCAAUAGCAACAACAAGCUAUAACGCACACAAAUCGCUCGCAAAAUGAAGAAGUUUCUCGUCGUGUUUGUGGCAUUAUUCGGAGCCGCUGUGGCCCAAAGUAGCUUUAAAUGCCCUGACGAUUUCGGAUUCUAUCCACAUGACACAUCCUGUGACAAAUACUGGAAGUGCGACAAUGGCGUCUCUGAGCUGAAGACCUGCGGCAAUGGUCUGGCCUUCGAUGCCACAGACAGCAAAUACCUCACCGAGAACUGCGACUAUCUGCACAACGUUGACUGUGGUGAUCGCACAGAGCUGGAGCCCCCAAUCACCACUCCCCACUGCGCCCGCCUGUACGGCAUUUUCCCCGAUGAGAACAAGUGCGACGUGUUCUGGAACUGCUGGAACGGCGAGCCCUCCAGGUAUCAGUGCUCUCCCGGAUUGGCCUACGAUCGCGAUGCCCGCGUCUGCAUGUGGGCCGAUCAGGUUCCCGAGUGCAAGAACGAAGAGGUUGCCAACGGAUUCUCCUGCCCUGCCGCCGGUGAGUUGGCCAACGCCGGUUCCUUCUCGCGUCAUGCCCACCCCGAGGACUGCCGCAAGUACUACAUCUGCCUGGAGGGUGUGGCUCGCGAAUACGGAUGCCCCAUUGGCACAGUUUUCAAGAUUGGUGACAGCGAUGGCACUGGCAACUGCGAGGAUCCCGAGGAUGUUCCCGGAUGCGAGGACUACUACGGCGAUCUGGAUUUGAAGAGCAUCCGCAAGAGCGAGCUUCUAGCUGGAUUGAACAGUGAAGGUCGCACUAAGGGCGCGCCCAAAACCAAAGCUGCCUCCUCCUCAUAAACAUAAUAAAUUCAACUACAACAACAACCUACAACUUUAACAACAAUAACUAAACAACAACAACAGCAACUACAACUACAGCCCCAACAAAAAAAAACAAAACAACAAGAUCAAUCAACUCAGAUCCCUAGUUCCCAAACAUCCUGCCAAAAUCCUAUCACAUCACAAAAA
Messenger RNA from Drosophila bipectinata, 1104 nucleotides. It is a transcript of the gene Gasp, whose product is annotated as Chitin binding Peritrophin-A domain-containing protein Gasp. Gene Ontology annotation, molecular function: chitin binding. Gene Ontology annotation, cellular component: extracellular region. Lineage: Eukaryota; Metazoa; Arthropoda; Insecta; Diptera; Drosophilidae. The record is from RefSeq and is a predicted model, not a curated record.